GGCGGCGCGGCGCACGUGGGGCGGCGGGGGGCGGCGCUCGGCCCCGGCCCGUCCCGCUGCCCGCCCCCCGCGGCGCGGCCCCUCCGCGCUUAUAGCGGCGGGCGGGGGCGGCGGUACCCGGCCGGCGGCGGCACGCGCAGAUCUUUGAACCCCAACUGAGUCAUCGCCAACUUAGUUCAAGAUGCCACCGGCCAUUGGAGGCCCUGUGGGAUACACUCCUCCUGAAGGAGGAUGGGGAUGGGCCGUUGUCAUCGGAGCCUUCAUCUCCAUUGGGUUUUCCUAUGCCUUCCCCAAGUCCAUCACUGUGUUCUUCAAAGAGAUUGAGGUUAUCUUCAAUGCAUCCAGCAGCAAAGUCUCAUGGAUCUCCUCCAUCAUGCUGGCUGUUAUGUAUGCAGGAGGUCCCAUCAGCAGCAUCCUGGUGAACAAAUAUGGCAGCCGGCCCAUCAUGAUCGUUGGUGGCUGCCUCUCGGGGUGCGGGUUGAUCGCAGCAUCUUUCUGCAACACAGUGGAGGAGCUCUACUUCUGCGUCGGGGUCGUGGGGGGCCUUGGACUCGCGUUUAACUUGAACCCAGCCUUGACCAUGAUCGGCAAGUACUUCUUCAAGAGGCGUCCUCUGGCUAACGGGCUGGCGAUGGCGGGCAGCCCUGUGUUCCUCUCCACCCUCGCGCCUGUGAACCAGCUUUUCUUUGGCAUAUUUGGCUGGCGUGGCAGCUUCCUCAUCCUUGGCGGUCUCCUGCUGAACUGCUGCGUUGCCGGAUCCCUGAUGCGGCCCAUAGGCCCCAAGCCGGAUCAGCUGAAGAAAGAGGCCACUAAGGAGGUGCUGCAGGAAGCUGGGAAGGCAGUGAAAAAGGACGAUGGUGACACCAGCACAGACCUCAUCGGUGGGAAGACCAAGAAACAGAAGAGCACGUUUUUCCAGACGAUCAACAAGUUCUUGGACCUGUCCCUGUUCACACACAGGGGCUUCCUGCUCUAUUUGUCAGGCAACGUGAUCAUGUUCUUUGGGCUGUUCACUCCCUUGGUCUUCCUCAGCAAUUAUGCAAAGAGCAAGAAGAUUGCUAAUGAAUCUGCAGCCUUCCUGCUCUCCAUCCUGGCCUUCGUAGACAUGGUGGCCAGACCUUCCAUGGGACUGGUGGCAAACACCAAGUGGAUCAGACCCAGAAUCCAGUAUUUCUUUGCCAUCUCUGUGAUUUACAACGGGGUGUGCCAUCUCUUGGCCCCCAUGUCCACCACCUACGCUGGCUUCUGCAUUUAUGCUGGCUUCUUUGGCUUUGCCUUCGGCUGGCUGAGCUCGGUCCUGUUUGAGACCCUGAUGGACCUGGUGGGAGCCCAGCGGUUCUCCAGCGCUGUUGGGCUGGUGACCAUCGUGGAGUGCUGCCCCGUGCUUCUGGGACCCCCUGUGCUAGGGAAGCUCAAUGACAUGUACGGUGACUACAAGUACACGUACUGGGCCUGUGGAGUCAUCCUCAUCAUCUCUGGGAUCUACCUCUUCAUCGGGAUGGGCAUCAACUAUCGCCUGGUGGCAAAGGAGCAGAAGGCGGAGGAGAAGGCGCGGAAGGAAGGGAAGGAGGAGGAGACCAACGUCGACGAGGCUGAGAAGCAGAAAGAGGCGAACAACGAUGUGGCCCCCUCGCCUCAGAAGAGCGCGGAGGAUGGUGUCAAAGAGGAGGAGAGCCACAUGUGAGGGACCGGUCUCAAUCCCGGAGUGUCGGGGAAGUGCUUCUGCCCUGGCGCGGUGGCUGGGGCAGUGCUCCGCUGGCGCUGGGCAGCUGUGAGAAGUGUUUAAACCAGGUGUUCAUUUUUAACCAGGCUCUGAAUUGUCUGUCCAUCUGUGUUCAACAAAGGUAACAGGGCUACACCCACGGUAUCCUCGUGCUUCGGGGGGCAGGGGGGCUUUUUAUAGUCUGGCUUUUUAACAGUAACAUGAAUGUACUAAUAUGUGCCUUACAGUCUUCAUAUCUAGCUGAAUCUGGACGAGCCUUAACUCUAAACUGUGCUUUAGCUCUGUAUUCUGCUCGGGGUGGGUGGGGGUGGGGUUGUGUGUGUGUAUGCGUGUGUUUUGGGGAGUUUUGUUGUUAAAAAGCCAUAAAAAGCAGGAUACUGGAUUUGUUGAAGCAUGAUGGGCUUCAGGGCCAGCCCCGGAUGAAUACUGCUUCACACGCUUCUUACUGCAGGCCCUCCGCGGAGGGGGAGAUCCGGGCAGGGGGCAGGGUGGUCUUUGGCUCCUGUGCCCGGUGCCUCCUGGCUCUGUAGGUGGUCUUUAGGUAUGUUUUGAAAACACUUUAGCUACUGUAGUUCUUCAAAAUCCCUCUUUUGUAGCUGUGCUCUCACGGGAUAUUUGGGUUGGAGAAGGUCGGCCGCGGUUCGCAUUGGGCAGUGUCACCCCCUCCGGGGCUGUGCUGGCCCCUGCAGCCGAGCCCUCCAUGGGGAGGGCUGGGGUCCCCCGCCCCCGACUCUGCCCUGGCCGUGCCUCCGCUGCCCAGUGCUGGGUGAUGUGAAACGGGUGCCAUCGCGGAGGCUCGGCCGGGGUGCCGGGUCGGGUUGCCGGACUCGGUCGCACCGCGGGGCUGUGCUGCCCCGUCCCCCCAUGGGGUGGGUUUCCACUGGAGCAUCCCUGCGCUGAUCAUCCCAGCCAGGCGGGUGUUUCGGGUGCCGGCCCCUUGGCAGAGCGGGGUGGGUGGGUGGAGAUGGUACAUCCCUGAGAAAGGCCUUCUGCUUUCGCUCUUUUAUCUCUUAGAGAAACCUCUUUUACUUGCUUCUGUUCAACUGAGAUCUUAAGGCGGUGGAUGCCUAACCACUCACAUCUAGGACACGUAAGGGGGAGGAAGGAAUUUGUACGUAUUUAUUUUUUAUUUUUUAGUGUUGGAAAAUAUCUCAACGUACGUGGAGCAGGUUAAUGGCUCUCAAGUUCUAGUAAAUGUUGAUCAGAAAUCUUGUAAGAGGCUGAGUUUUUUUUCAAAUAAACUUGUUUUUUUUACAAUUUA
Chroicocephalus ridibundus (black-headed gull) is the source of this 2984-nucleotide messenger RNA. It is a transcript of the gene SLC16A1, whose product is annotated as solute carrier family 16 member 1. The record is from RefSeq and is a predicted model, not a curated record. Gene Ontology annotation, biological process: monocarboxylic acid transport; transmembrane transport. The coding region runs from base 182 to 1684 and encodes 500 amino acids. Gene Ontology annotation, molecular function: monocarboxylic acid transmembrane transporter activity. Gene Ontology annotation, cellular component: plasma membrane. NCBI's taxonomy places the organism in Eukaryota, Metazoa, Chordata, Aves, Charadriiformes, Laridae. The transcript is spliced from 5 exons.